Molecule: messenger RNA, 1232 nt
Organism: Linum tenue
Lineage: Eukaryota; Viridiplantae; Streptophyta; Magnoliopsida; Malpighiales; Linaceae
Source: the annotation of a GenBank genome assembly
GAACCAAGCUUUACAUUUUCAUCCCCGAGGUAGAUUCAUUCCUCUCUUCGAUUUCGACCCAUCAAUUCAAAGCUCCAUCUUCCUCACUCAGAUCUCUCUCUCUCUCUCUCUCUCUCUCACUUCACUCUCCACUGUCGCCAUCGCCAAAAACCACCGACGCUCACUACCAGACACAGGGAAAGCGAAACGAGCGAGAGUGGAAAGUGGGGGAAAAGUUAAAAAGGCUCGCUCUGCUUAUAUCAACGCGGCGCAAUAAUGGUGGCGGCUCUCGUCUCGCCUGAUUCGAUACAUGAGAACUGAGACACUGAGAUAUAUAGGUAGAUGCCGAGGUAGAUAGGGGAAUUUUUCCAGAUUGGAGGGGAAAAUGUCGAGGAGAUCAGGAGCUUGCUUGAGGUGUUGCUUGGUGAUAUUCGCGGUGGUUUCGGCUCUGGCGGUCUGCGGGCCAGCAAUCUAUUGGAGAUUCAAGAAGACGAUGAGGUUGUCUGAUUCCAAAGCUUCUUCCUGCCCUCCUUGUGCCUGUGAUUGCCCGCCUCCUCUGUCUCUUCUCAAGAUUGCUCCAGGGUUGGCCAAUCUCUCAGUCACAGAUUGCGGGAGCAGCGAUCCAGAACUGAAAAAGGAGAUGGAGAAGCAGUUUGUGGACCUGCUGACGGAGGAGCUGAAGCUGCAAGAAGCCGUGGCUUUAGAACACGCUCACCAUGUGAACAUCACAUUCGGCGAGGCAAAGAGGGUGGCGACUCAGUACCAGAAAGAAGCCGAGAAGUGCAUCGCUGCCACAGAAACUUGCGAGGGUUCCAGGGAAAGGGCUGAGGCGCUGUUGCGUCGGGAGAGGAAGAUCACUGCUUUGUGGGAGCGAAGGGCCCGCCAAGUUGGCUGGGAAGGAGAGUAACUGUAGUUUAUCGCCAACACAGAAGGAGAAGAACCAUCUAUAGCAGUCACAACAAUAGUUCAUUGUUGCAUCAAUUUUUUUCCUUGCAUAAAGAACGUAACCUUCUACCAGUCCCUCCCAAGCCAUACAAAUAUGGAAAUGCAAGUAGUGGGAGGCAGCAGGGUUUGGUAAGCACUGUAUUGGUGUAUCUAUGGUAUAUGGUUUUGUUUUUGUAAAAGAGAGAUUUUUUGGGAUUUUCAGCUACGAAACCAUUUUAUUGUUGAUAGGGCAAAAAAGACCCUGCAAAGCCAUUUGGUUUACUAUAGUUUAAUAUUGACCUCAAUCUUGGAUGAUAUGUGUUGAAGGU